CUCCCGGGCGCCGGGCCAAAUGUCCAAUUUACAUGCAUCCGCUGAAAUUGUCAAGCAGAGAGAGUAGGUCGAGUGAGACAUGCUUGGCGACAAUGAUCACUAUUCAUGACGCUUGGAGAAUGGAUCACGGGAUGGCGGCAAAGAUGAAGUCAUGGAUGUUCGGUGGGAGAAAGUAAUAACCACUUAUCCUGAAAAUACCUCAUUGAAAGAAAAUGUUAAAUCAAACAACAGAAAUAAGAACAAGUUGCCUGAUUCCGGCGAUGUGAAAAAGUCCCCAUCCCAAAAACAUUGGUCUAGGAUGGGAGAUCGAAAAACAAGCCUCAUCUUGGAGGAGAUGGGCAUGUCACUGUUUGAUGAAGACAGUCAAGACGAGUGCUUGGGACCAACACCACCCUGUUAUGACAGUGAAAAUAUACCACCACCCCAGGCUCCAGUUGCCUUUCAUAUCCAUAACAGCAGCCCAGGCAGCAGUAAUUCCAAUUCAAGCACUGAGAAUCAGUUAUUCAAUUCUAGUCCACUUUCAAAUGUCUUCAGCAUCAGUCGAAAAAAGAAGUCUUACACUUUAACGGGGGAUGGUAUGAUCAAUGUGCUACCUGAUGAGGUCAUCCUGGCCAUAUUUAGAUGGUUACCGCGCUUCAUGCUCGUCAAAUGUGCAUGUGUCUGUAAGAGAUGGUACAGACUUGGGAUGGAUGAAUCAUUCUGGAAGCGCAUGGACUUGGCAAACAAAUCGCUCAGCGCUGGUGUACUUGGGAAUGUGCUGAACCGCGGUGUCUCCAUACUCAGAUUGUCAAAAACAGAGAUUUCCUCACCUAUUCACACAUUGUCACAAUGUAUCAACUCUGUCAGACCAUGUCAAUUACAAUACCUGGACCUCUCAAUGGCUGUGAUAAAGCCUGAAGGUUUGGAGGAGAUAUUUGCCAGGUGCACUAAACUCCGCAAAGUCAGCCUGGAGAAUUGUCAACUCACAGACAUAACUUGCCAAUACAUCGGUCAAAACAGAAACAUCCAAGUGUUGAACUUGUCCUCAUGUCAGAAUCUCACAACUGAAGGUCUGUCAGAAAUCACCUCAAACUGUGUUUGUUUGGAGUCGCUGAACCUUGCGUGGACGUAUUUAGAUCGAGAGACUGUCGUGUACCUUGUGUUAUGUCUGCCCAGCGGACUCCUGAAACUGAACCUUAGUGGAACAAGGGAGACACUCACUGACGAAGAUGUGGGAAAUCUAAUCCGUACCUGCCCUCACUUGAAGGAGUUGGAUCUUAGCGAUGCUCUCUUGUUGACGCCGGCCAUCUUACACGACAUUGUCGCCAACUUGAAGGGAUUAGAGCACAUUGCCCUUAGCAGAUGUUAUCGGAUACCGGCCUCUCAUUUACUUGCCUUGUCCUCCAUGGUCUCGCUGAUGGCACUGGAUCUGUUCGGAACAACGAUAGACGGUGCGUUAGAAGUGAUACAAGAUGCCCUGCCGAAUGUCGAAAUCAAUAAAUUCCCUUUUUCAAACAUUGCAAGGCCGACAACAGGAAUACGGCGGACAAGUAUAUGGGGUUUGCGGGUCAGAGACAGUGUUUUAUAAAUGAAAUGGAGAUGUACAUUCAUCUAUCUGGGAAUAUUGAUGCAGAGUGGGUUAAGUUAAACUUGUUGUUACAACAAGUUUACUGAAUUGAUCCUAAAUUUUAUGCAAUAGUUUGAUUACCUGUAUUUACUAUCCCUGCUUCAGCUGAGAUCUGUAAAUUUGCAAUCAUGUGUUGGUUCAGAAAAAGCCUCGGUCACAACAGCUAAAACCAGUUUUGCCGAAGGAAUUUAUCAUUGCUUUCUCAAAAAUAACAAGA
Molecule: messenger RNA, 1823 nt
Organism: Lineus longissimus
Lineage: Eukaryota; Metazoa; Nemertea; Pilidiophora; Heteronemertea; Lineidae
Product: S-phase kinase-associated protein 2-like
Exons: 11
Coding region: 152-1567 (471 amino acids)
Biological process (GO): SCF-dependent proteasomal ubiquitin-dependent protein catabolic process
Cellular component (GO): SCF ubiquitin ligase complex
Molecular function (GO): protein binding
Source: RefSeq, a predicted model, not a curated record